Pelobates fuscus (common spadefoot toad) is the source of this 1740-nucleotide messenger RNA. RefSeq lists its product as uncharacterized. The coding region runs from base 1 to 1740 and encodes 579 amino acids. The transcript is spliced from 6 exons. The record is from RefSeq and is a predicted model, not a curated record. Lineage: Eukaryota; Metazoa; Chordata; Amphibia; Anura; Pelobatidae.
AUGCGUCGAUCCAGGUCAUUGACAUCUACAACAUGUGUACAGAAGCCAAAGGACAACGUUUCUACCAAUCAAGUGAUCAGACCUUUCAGUGCUUCAGCGCCCACCAAACACCACGAGUUUGCACAGGAAGAGAUUAAUUCUAACAAGAGGGUGAAGACUAGACAUAAAUCAGCCAUCAUUAGAAGGCGCUCUUGGAAGAGUGAGAUAGAACGCAUUCCUGACCUUGCAACGCUAUGCCAACAAGAAUGUAAAUUACCCGUUAUGUCUAUCCUGGGGCAUCGAGAAUCAUCUCUCCAGAGCUCAUUCGUAUCUCAGACCUCCAGGGCUCCGACGAUGGCAUCCACUCAUUCAGAAAAAAGUGCAGGUCUGUUUGGGAUUCACAAUGAUAUGGUCAUGACGGAUUGUCAUACAUUACAGAACAGGGAAACAGAUGGCAAAGGGACAUUAACACAGCCACCAGAACAAGCCGUCAGCCAGCAAGAUGUCCGGCACAUUGAGGGUUUUUAUCAUGCAGAGAAACAAUGUGGAACUCCAAUAGAUUCUUGUACGUUCAAGGAAAGACAUAUUGUAUCUCUGAGCAUCGAGGAAGAAUUGAAUAAACCAAAAAAUAAAAUAUUAACGGUUAGAAAUCCCAUGUCUGCAGCAAAUAUUCAGAAUGUAAGCGCAGCAAGUGAAACAGUCCCCGUUAUUUUUGAUAAUAACUAUAAACAUGGUUCCUGUGGGAUAUUGCACAAGGAUUUCAGCAGCAACACUAUUUCUCUAAAUCAGACAAGUGAAGCUUGGUUGAACAGCAAUAUGGACAAUGUAAAUAAAUUACCAAAAGAUAAACACGCUAUGGCUCCCAAGUUAUCAUCAAAGAGAAAUAAAAAAGUGGACCCAAUGUUAAUGGUGGAUACAAAAGUCAAUAUUCACUUUCUAUCAGCUGAUGGGACAACGCAAGUUGCAGAAGUUACCAAAGAUGGAAAAAUGUCUAUGCCAAAAAAAUCGAACUUUCGAAAUCCCAGUGUGGUUUCUUCAGAGGAACUACAAUCAUCCUCAAAAUCUAUCAGUACUCAUGAGAUGAAACAGGAGACUGAUGAGGUCGGCCCUAUCAUAAACGGUGUGAACCCCAGAAAAGGUGCAGUUGAGGAAUUAUCUUUAUAUACAAGACCGGCUCCAUCAUCAAGGUCGAUUUGUUCCAAUCGUUCAAGGUCAUCAACGAGGUCAAAGAUUCAAAGACCUGUUAGUGAGGGUGAAGUCAGAAAAUGGAGCUAUAUAUCGAUAGCGAAGACAUUAACACCUGGAGGAUGUCCUCUGAGCUCUUCCCCGAGACACAAAUCUUCUCCAGUAACUUCUCCAAAGAUCGCUGGUGGUCUGGAGAAGAAUAUUCCUAACAGGCUGAACUCAACAGUGCCUCUUACAACAAAAUUGGUACUAUUCGAAAACAGGAGAGAGAGACUUGUAUCCAUUCUGCCAGAAAUUAUUUCCCAGCAUAAACACCCGAGUGUGCAGAGGACGAAAGAAACAAAACAGUUUCACAAUGAAGUAAACACAGAACAAGAGCAAUUUAUCAGUACGGAAUUUGCCAAUGUCCAAGAUACACCUACGUUAUCAGUGGUGACUGCAACGUCCUCUGAUACUAAAAUUCCAUUGAAUGCAUUUAGUAAGAAAGAAUCUGAAGUCAUCUCCAUCACCUCAGUGUAUCCUGAUGCCUUCCUGGUCAUCAAUAUUCCUACGGCACAGACAGACGCAACAGAGUGA